AUCGCAAGUAUCGAGUAUCGAACAACCAACAUGGCCACCAGCCGGCGCACUGCGAGGUCUGACGCUACGCUUUCAGGCGACUGUCAAAAACGCGACACAACGUGAUACGCGACGUGAAUCGCAAAAUUCGUCUCGCGCUUUGUGAUAUCGUGCGGUUAAGAUGGGAAUCUUCUUCUCGAAGAAGAAACAGAGCCGCGUCACCGAUCAGGACAAGGCGAUCCUGCAAGUGAAAGAGACCAGGGAUAAAAUAAAGCGGUACCAAAAGAAAAUGGAACAAUGUUUGGAGAAGGAACGAUUGCUUGCAAAAGAACUCUUGAAAAAUGGAAAGAAAGAUCGUGCAAAACUUUUGUUACGCAAGAAGAAACAUCAAGAACUAGUUUUGUCACAGGCAGAUGGCCAGUUAGAAAAUCUUGAACGUAUGAUCCACGAUUUGGAAUUUGCUCAAGUUGAGAUAAAAGUUGUCGAUGGCCUAAAAGUUGGCAAUACAGCAUUGAAAGAAUUACAUGCAUUGUUGUCUAUCGAUGAAAUCGAAAAAAUUAUGGACGAAACGACAGAGGGUAUCGAGAAGCAGAGAGAAAUAGAUGAUGUAUUAUCUAGGGUGACGUCACUUAUUUCAGACGACACUUCUAUUGAUGACCAAGAUAUCGAAGCAGAAUUGGAAGCAUUGGUGGAAGCAGAUAUCAAUGAGAAAGCUCCCGAAAUACCAAAGGACGUUUUAUUACCAGAUGUGCCAACAACGCAACCAGCAGAGAAUUUGGAGGAGAAGGAGCAGGAGAAGAAAAAUCGUACGAAAGAAAAGAUUCAAGAACCAAUUGCAGUAAUGGCAUGAAACUUUUAGGAAUUAAUAAACUUUUGCUAAAUUAAUACUUUGUGCAAUAAGCUAUGUAUAUAUGUACAGUAAACACGUACUAUAAGUAUAGUUUAUAAAAUUUAAAAUACAAAUCAAAAUUUUAGCUCAACAAAAUAUAAUGAUUUUUAACAUUUUGCUGUAUUAUGAAAAAUAAAAUCCAUUAUGCAAUGUACAUAUUAUCUGAAUAUAAAAAUGCAAUGAUGUAAACCAUGUGGAGCAAAUAAACGUAAUUUUUCCAUGUAUUACACUUAAUAUAUGAUCAACUGUACAUAUAAUAAAUAUAUUUCUCCGUGCAUAGAUAAA
This is a messenger RNA of Solenopsis invicta (red fire ant), 1153 nucleotides long. RefSeq names its product charged multivesicular body protein 6-A (gene Vps20). Gene Ontology annotation, biological process: late endosome to vacuole transport via multivesicular body sorting pathway; vesicle budding from membrane. NCBI's taxonomy places the organism in Eukaryota, Metazoa, Arthropoda, Insecta, Hymenoptera, Formicidae. Gene Ontology annotation, cellular component: ESCRT III complex; multivesicular body. The coding region runs from base 161 to 829 and encodes 222 amino acids. The transcript has 3 exons. The record is from RefSeq and is a predicted model, not a curated record.